This is a messenger RNA of Rhinichthys klamathensis goyatoka, 845 nucleotides long. RefSeq names its product CD79a molecule, immunoglobulin-associated alpha (gene cd79a). Lineage: Eukaryota; Metazoa; Chordata; Actinopteri; Cypriniformes; Leuciscidae. Gene Ontology annotation, cellular component: external side of plasma membrane; B cell receptor complex. Gene Ontology annotation, biological process: B cell receptor signaling pathway; B cell differentiation. The transcript has 5 exons. Bases 134 to 817 code for a protein of 227 amino acids. The record is from RefSeq and is a predicted model, not a curated record.
UGUGUGUACCACAAACUGAAAUAGAAGAAUGGGUGGGUGUAGAUGAUACAGGAAAGGGAGACAAACACUCAGACAGUAAAUUAACUUGCGAGCAGCAGUAGGUUUCUUCAGUUUGUCUGGUUUAUUGGAGAAAAUGGAGUUCGGACUGGUCAUUUUGUUGUGUUUCUGGGCAGCUGUUGCCAACGCUAAAGUAGAAGAAGAAGAGCUGAAACUGGAGGCGGAUGAGCCGUUUCAGCGUGUGGCCGUCGACCAUAAAGCUACAGUCCGCUGCUGCUACCGUUGGAAGGAGAGCCCCGGCGUCAUCUGGAUCAUGAAUGUUCAAACCAUCAAUGGCACCACACUGCCCAGAUUAGUAAAUCAGUCCGAGAAUGUGACACCCAUGCCAAUGGAUGAAACCAAUGGAGUCAAAUGCCAUUCGCUGGUUUUCAAGAGCCUCCAACUCAAUGAUACCGGCCUUUACCAGUGUAAAUUGAAUCUUGGCUCACUUCACGCCUUUACCCAUGGUACCUUCCUUCAAGCGUACAAACCUUUGCAGAAGACCUUGGACCUCAGUGAGAGUGUGAAGAACAGCAUCAUUACAGCAGAAGGGGUGUUGCUGCUGCUGUGUGUUUUGGUCCCUGGCACUAUGCUGCUCUGUAAGUCAAAGACGUUGAAUGAACUGAACAAGAAGAAAGGACGGGAGGAGGAGAAUAUCUAUGAGGGUCUAAACCUGGAUGACUGCAACUCAGCUUACCAUCAAAUUCAACGCUCCAAUCAGCAAGGCCCUUAUCAGGAUGUGGCCAUCUGUGGAGAAGACAUUCAGUUAGAGAAGCCCUAGCUGGAUCUGAAGAAACAGGGAAAGGGAC